AUGGGGGAUUUUCCAGCCCCUAUUGCUGCUGCAGCCGCCAACGGGAGCAGCCUUUGCCUCAACAACAACAAUAAUAAUCUUACUACUACCCUGAACAGCGGCGGUGCUGGUGGUAGUAGUAGCAGCAGCCUCGGCGGGGUGAACAACGCACCCCACGGCCCUCCUCCUCCUCCUGCUGCUGCUGCCGGUAGCGGCGCGAUCCCCAAACACAGCACGGUGGUGGAGCGGCUGAGGCAGCGCAUCGAGGGCUGCAGGAGGCACCACCUCCACUGCGAGAACAGGUACCAGCAAGCCCAGGCCCAGCAGUUGGAGCUGGAGCGCAGGGACACGGUCAGCCUCUACCAGAGGAGCCUGGAGCAAAGGGCCAAGAAAGCCGGGCCCGGCGGAGCAGGAGCAGGCAAGCAACAGCAUCCCAGCAAACAGCCUCAAGAUGCAGAGCCGGCUCCGGCGGAGCAGCAAAGGAACCACACGCUGAUCAUGCUUCAGGAAACUGUGAAGAGGAAAUUGGAAGGAGCACGCUCACCUCUUAAUGGUGAACAGCAGAAUGGAGUCUGUGACAAUACCUUCUCUCCCACCAGCAAGCGGAUACGAAAAGAUGGACCCGGGAUUGAAAGAGUCAACAACUUGCCCAAUAAUUUGCCUUUGCCUUCCCUUUCCCCUCUUCACCAGCUUGACAUAAAGCCAUCAUUACCCUUGCAGAACAGUGGAACUCAUGCUGGCGGUCUAGAUGACGUGAGUAAAAAUGGUGGACUUCCAGAGAUUAAACUCCCAAUCAAUGGGUGCACUGAACUUGAGGACAGUUUUAACAUCCUGCACAACAGCAACAGCAAGGAGCUAAAGCAAGAGCCUUUAGAUGAUCCUAGCUGCAUUGACAAUUCUGACACAUCACUUUCAAAUCAGAAUAAACUGUUUUCAGACAUUAACCUGAAUGACCAAGAAUGGCAGGAACUGAUAGAUGAGCUGGCAAACACCGUUCCAGAGGAUGAUAUACAAGAUUUGUUCAAUGAAGACUUUGGAGAGAAAAAGGACCCUGAAUUUCCCAGGCCAACCACUGAGAUUCAGGAGAAUGCAAGUGUUAAAAGCGACCCAUCUCACUCUCCAUUUGCUCAUGUACCUCUGGGGUCUCCACAGAUAAGACCUUCUUCUUCAGGCCCUCCAUUUUCAAAUGUUCCUACAGCUUCUAGUUUACCAUCUGUGUCUAGUGCGCCCCCUGCUCCAGUUCCUGACAAUUCACCAGCAAACUGUGUGGUUCAGUCACCUCAGACUCCCAACCAAGCCCAUACCCCAAGCCAAACUCCAUCACGACCAGGUAAUGGUUAUCUCAUGAAUCCAACAACAGUUACAACAGCUGGCCCAGGGCCUGGCCAGGUGGCUGUGUCCAACACUGACUUGUCUCCAGCUGAGCAGCUUAAGCAGAUGGCAGCACAGCAGCAGCAGCGAGCAAAACUCAUGCAGCAGAAGCAGCAGCAUCCAAAUCAAACGUCAAGUUGGUCUCCAGUUGGUCCUCCAUCUAGUCCUUAUGGUGGACCCUUCAGUACAGAUAAACCAAAUAGCCCAAUGAUGUAUCCCCAAGCCUUUAACAACCAAAAUCCUGUAGUGCCUCCAACGGCAAGCAACCCACAAAAAACUACAAUGAAUAACUACCUCCCUCAAAACCACAUGAAUAUGAUCAGCCAGCAGCCAAAUAACCUGGGUUCAAACUCCUUGAGCAAACAGACCAAUAUGCUUUCUUAUGGCAACACUAAACCUCUGACUCAUUAUAAUGCUGACUUGAGUCAAAGAAUGACUCCACCAAUGGCCAGUCCCAGCAAGAAUUCCAUGAUGCCAUACAUGCAGCCACAGCAACCCCAACAGUCACAAAUACAGACACAAAUGGCACACUUGAGUGAGGAGCAGAAACGUAUGCUUAUUAUGAAGCAGAAAGGAAUGAUGAAUCAAUCAAUGGCUUAUGGAACACUUCCAUCCCUGGGUCAGGAACAUCACUCAGUGGGAUUGUCUCGGUCCACAGCUCCCAUGCAGUCCACAGUACCACCUGGCUCCAGUAAUGUGGGUACAAGCCCUGGCAAUGCUACUUUCUUGGGCAACCAACCAGCCAUUAUGAAGCAGAUGCUGAUUGAGCAAAGGGCUCAGCUUCAUAUGAUGGAGCAGCAGAAACAGCAGUUUCUACUGCGGGAACAACGACAGCAACAGCAGCAACAGCAGAUCUUGGCAGAACAGCAUUUGCAGCAGCAGCAGCAACAACAACAGCAGGCGCAUUUGCCUCGGCAGCAUCUCCAGCAACAGCAGCGAAAUCCUUAUCCUGUGCAACAAGUCAAUCAGUUUCAAGGUUCUCCACAGGAUAUAGCAGCAGUAAGAAACCAGGCAGCUCUCCAGAGCAUGAGGACAUCCCGAAUGAUGUCCCAAAACACCAGCAUGAUGACGAUGGGGACUUCCCAGAACACUGGGCCUAUGUCUGCUGCAGCUGGCCAGUCUGAGAUGGGAAUGGCUCCUUAUAGCAGCCCUGCAACUAGCCAAUCGGGAAUGUACAAUAUGAACACAGGAAUGAGCCAAAUGUUGCCGCAUCCAAACCAAAGUAGCAUGAGCCUGUCACAUAACCCAAAUCAGGGGCCAAGGCAGCCCACUGUGACACAAGGAGUUGGCAUGGUCAGUGGUUUUGGCCCCAACAUGUUGGUGAAUUCUGCCAUAUCUCAACAACAUCAGCAAAUGAAAGGGCCUGUGGGUCAGGUGCUGCCCAGACCUCAAGCUCCUAGACUUCAAAACAUGAUGAGCUCCGUCCCACAAGGAGCACAGAACUGGCAGACACGAGGGUUACAAGGUAUCCCUGGAAGAACUAGCAGUGAAAUUGGCCCUUUCAAUAAUGGUGCUGCUUACCCAAUGCAGUCAGGUCAGCCAAGGCUCCCUAAGCAACAUUUCCCACAAAGCGUUAGCCAAUCUGUCAUGGAUACAAGUGGAACAGUACGGACCCUCAACCCAGCAAUAGGAAGGCAGAUGUUACAACCACUCACUGGACAACAAGGAACCAACAACCCAGCCAGAGCAAUGGUUAUGCCUACAAUAGGUCAGGCAGUUCCUACUAUGACUGGUUUUAACCAGUCCUCUGUACAACAUAUAGCAGGGGGAAACUUCACUCAGAGCAACCAAGGUCAGAUAUAUGAAAGGAAUCCCACUCAGGACAUAUCUUAUGGUUAUAAUAAUGAAGGGAGUGGAGGUUCCUUUCCAAACUUAGCAGAGGGCACAGACCUUGUAGACUCCAUCAUUAAAGGUGGACCAGGUGAUGAGUGGAUGCAAGAACUUGAUGAGUUGUUUGGAAAUCCAUAGCAGAUAGGUUGUGUAUACAGUUCCAAAGCUUUGUGAGGUCAAAAAAGGAAAGCAGAAUGUUGCCAAUCCUUAUCUCUUCACUUUGUUUUUGAAGUUGUGCAAAGCAAGCUGAUCUCUGGCUGUUUGUAGGAGGCAUGGAUGGAAUUGAAAACAUUAGUAAGAAGGUCUUACCUGCAUCUCCACAGUGGUUUCCAUGCCAUAGCACACCUGCUGCAGGUGGGAAAGAGAAAAAGAGAAAGAGGCUGUCCAAAAUGGCUACUUUCUGUUCAAGGGCCGCAAGAAAUGCUAACUAGUUUUGGUGUGGGAAAGCACUGGCUGUCUUUCAACAGUGCACCUUGCUGCUCAGUUCUGCUGGAAUUGCUAUAGCUUUCAGGACACGGGAAAGGAAGCUGCUUCCUGAGUUAAAACAGAGGAGAUGUUAGGUACAAGCUACACAGGUCAGAACAGGCGCUAAACAAUGGGUUUAAGCAAACAACCAAGUUUCUUCAUGUACCUGUGUGUCUAACAGGAAGUCAAACCAAGAUUGUUUGAAUAUGGCAAUGACUGGACAUAGCCACAGCUGAAUGGAUCCAUUUACUGUGCUAUCAGAUCUUCUUUAUGUGCAGAAAUAGUCCUAUCUGGAUAGUUUGCCCUUCCUUUGUUACCCAUUUUCUCUAUAACUAAGUGAUUCCUCAUUCAUUUAGAGGGGGAAAUACAGAGCUUUAAAGCAAGUUAGUGCUGUGUAGUACUUGUUAUCUGAGGUGGCUUCCACCAAAGACAUUGGUGCAAGAACAACCAGACAUUGAAAAGGAAAGAGAUAUGCCUAAGUACUUGAAAGUGAUGGUGUCUAGCAGGUUUCCCCCUGGAAGUGGAAGUUGAAUGGGUGUUACAUGUAUGGAGUUGGGCUACCCAAGUGGGCAACAUGAUGUUCCAAGCGAUCUCUGUUCAACUGAAUCUUAGGGACUCAGGGGGGAAUUGGUCUAAAGGUCAAACAAAAGGGCCAAUAACAAAUUCAUAUUUUACUUAGGCAUCAGUGUUGACACAUCAACACUCAGCAGGUUGGAAGCAAAUUUUUGCUUAACAUUUUUCAAAACCAUGCUACCUUUUCCCUUCUUUGUACAUGAUAAUACCAAGCCCUUUUACAAUGUCUAUGCUACUCAAUGAGAAAACAAAAUAAGGAAGAAGAGAUCUUCCAUCAUGGUAACUUCUACAAAUAUUGACACAUAAGCGUUUGAGCACCCCAGAAGUAAGGGUCAAAUAGAAUUCUAUGUACCACUAUUUUGUAGAGCUAGAACUGAAUUGCAAUGCUUUAUUUAGCCCCAUCAGUGUUUAAAGAGUGGAGUUGAGGGGGAUGUGAUGUCACUGCAAGUUGAACACAGGCUUGAUAUUAGAUGGAUCCUCUUCCAUGAAUCUAUUUGGACCUGAUUAUAUGUUACAUGCAAUCAAACACCAGGGAUACUUUUUCCUCUAGGCAAAUUCAAAGAAUGUUGUUUGGAGAAGAAGCAGGAGUACUUUACUCCUUCCCGCCCCCUCCCCACUUCCCAUGCAAGGCAUCAAAAGCAAACACAACUCCAUGGGAAGAAAUUGAAUGCUCUUUUUGAAGUGAAAAGGAAGCAGGCAGAGGAGGGUUUAAUCACCAUCACUUAAUCACUUAAAAUAACCUCCCCCAGAAGAGAUUUUUCUUCCACAACAGUGAUAAGGAAGGAAUCAGGAUUCAAUUACGGUAUAUGUAAUGCAUAGUUAGGCUCUCAAGCUCCCCCAUAGUAGUCUAGCACAUUUUCCACUGAAAUUAGUGGGUGACAUUUUGUUGACUCUUAUGAGAGUUAGAUGUAGUGGGAUGGAGCACCAUUUAAUGCAAUUUCAGCCUGUGCCAAAAUGAGGAAUGAUGAAUGUACUUGCACACUGGUGGACUUGACAUGUGGUGAAGCAGUUGCUGGCUGAUAAAGCCUUUGCCAUGCACUCAGUAUAUUGUGUGCCAAAGUCAAUCCUCAUUUUAGCAUCAGUGGAGAGUUGUGCCCUGAAGAUCCAAAGAAGAUUUUCGUCCACAAAUAUUCUGAGCAGAAAUAGAUAUUAGCUAUUGAAGAGAGUUGGAGAACAAAGAAUAGGGCUUGGAGUGAUGUAGAGUCAGGUAAAGAUGAGAGAGAUAUGACCAUUUCCUUUGCCAUACAAAUGCACAGGAUAAAAGCCAAGUGUCUGUUUUCACUGCCUCUCUCAGUCUCAGACAGAGUUAUUCUUUCCCGGCAAGGGAAACAAUAGAAAGACGAACAGUGGAAGCCUGUUUGUUUAUUCAGAAGUAGGUUCUACUGUAUUCCAUGGGGCUUACUCCCAGGUAAUUGUGCACUGAACUGUGAUACUAUGAUUGCAGUAUCAGGGCUCUGGACUGCACAAAAUUUAACAGGUAAUAAAACUUAUUCACUUUUGUGAUAAAAGUACAAGAAUUGCUGUUUCUUCUGGUGAUGAGGCCUCUAAAUCCGUCAUAUUUGUAAAGCUUCCUCCAAAUAUUUUAAAAUGGGACCAAGUAAUAAAAGAAUUUAAUAUCUUGGGCUUUUGUUUUUGUUUUUACUAUGGUGCUGAUGUAUAUGAAAUGUGUAAAAAGAAGAAUUAUUUGUAAAUAUGUUUUUACAAUCCUGCAGAUAUCACUGAGUCUAAUCUGUAAAAUAUAUAUACAUAUAAAUAAAUAUAAUUAUAUAAAUAUAUAUAUAUAUAAUGUUUGUUUAAAAUAGAGUAUUUUUAUUUCAUUCUUUAACUCAUCCUCACUGCAGUGGUAUUGCACUUCAGAUGUCUAACUACUAAUUUGUACUGUUCCCUUGCCAGCAACUUGCUCCAUUUUAUUCAGAUUUUUCUAGUUUAAUGUUUUUUACUUUGUACAUUGGACAUUGCUUAUUUCCUUUUGAGGACUGUACAGAGUGCUGGAAAAAUGUAGAAACUGACUAAUAACAUACCAAUUUUAAAGAAAAAAAUAAAACAAGAGAUGGUUAUCUGA
Sceloporus undulatus (fence lizard) is the source of this 6280-nucleotide messenger RNA. RefSeq names its product mastermind like transcriptional coactivator 3 (gene MAML3). The transcript has 5 exons. The coding region runs from base 1 to 3318 and encodes 1105 amino acids. Lineage: Eukaryota; Metazoa; Chordata; Lepidosauria; Squamata; Phrynosomatidae. Gene Ontology annotation, molecular function: transcription coactivator activity. Gene Ontology annotation, biological process: Notch signaling pathway; positive regulation of transcription of Notch receptor target. The record is from RefSeq and is a predicted model, not a curated record. Gene Ontology annotation, cellular component: nuclear speck; nucleoplasm.